CCAAAAAAAAGGAAGCGGAGCUGCUUUUCUUCUCCGCGAGCUUUCCCCACCUCCACCUCCCCCUCCCCGUCCUCCCGAGCUGCGGCGGCCGCAUCGAUUGCUAGGGCGAAAACCCGCUCGACUCUCCCGGCGAUUUCCGGCUCUCAGGGGGAGACAGGUGGAUCCGCGGGAAGGAUUCGGCUGCAUCCUCCUCGUGUCGUGUUGAGAUGGCUGGGCGCAAGGAGACCGCUCUCGACUUGGCGAAGUUCGUCGACAAGGGCGUCCAGGUGAAGCUCACCGGCGGCCGCCAAGUUACAGGAACUCUAAAGGGAUAUGACCAGCUUCUCAACUUAGUGCUAGAUGAAGCAGUUGAGUCUGAAAGAGAGCAAGAUGAUCCAUUGAAGCUAUCAGGGAAAACCAGACAGCUUGGCCUCAUUGUGUGCAGAGGCACGGCAGUCAUGCUGGUCUCACCGACCGAUGGAACUGAUGAGAUCGCCAACCCUUUCCUUGCGGACGGAGCAUAAGCUUGCACUUGGUCAAUUAUUUAGAACCGUGUUCUCAAAGCACCCUCGGAACAAUAUGUCCCAGUGAGGGGAAAAAAGAACUCCAUUCUCGUGUAUUAGUUGUACCGGUUGGUGAUGAACGCUGUAAUUUUCACUGUUGCGACUUAAAACAUCGACCCUAUGGUUGCUAACGUGCUGCUGCUGAGUACUUCCGUUUUC
Sorghum bicolor (sorghum) is the source of this 701-nucleotide messenger RNA. Its product is annotated as sm-like protein LSM7. Lineage: Eukaryota; Viridiplantae; Streptophyta; Magnoliopsida; Poales; Poaceae. Gene Ontology annotation, biological process: nuclear-transcribed mRNA catabolic process; mRNA splicing, via spliceosome. Gene Ontology annotation, cellular component: U12-type spliceosomal complex; U6 snRNP; catalytic step 2 spliceosome. Bases 207 to 503 code for a protein of 98 amino acids. The record is from RefSeq and is a predicted model, not a curated record. The transcript is spliced from 5 exons. Gene Ontology annotation, molecular function: RNA binding.